GAGGCCGUUUUUCUUAAUUAGUUGUAUCCAGCGCGACUGUGCGAGCUAGCCGCCAUUAUUGGCUUCCCCAAGCCAGUGAAGCAUUUCCCUGUGUUUCUUUCUUCUUCUUCAUCCUUCUCUCACCUUAUCGGUCCCGACGGUUUCACAUCUCGCGGGCAGAUCAGUCUUCGAUUUGGCUUCCUCGAUUCUUCUAGAAUUUCAAAGGGUUUACGAAUUGUCAUACUGCGACUUUUCCCCUCACUCGCUUUCAUGGAAUUUCUGUAAUUCCAAAUAGAGCGAUUAGCUGAAGCCUACAGAGAAUAAUCGCCGCUGCUGAUUCCGAUCAGAAUAUUGAGAAUGGCGGAAUCGGUCCCAAUCUACCUGAGCAUUGUUGCCUUUAUCUGCACUGUUGGAGCUAUUGCUUUGGCGGUUUUGCAUAUCUACAGGCAUCUCAUGAACUACACCGAACCGACUUAUCAGAGAUACAUUGUUCGCAUCAUUUUUAUGGUCCCGGUAUACGCAUUAAUGUCUUUCUUAUCCCUCGUUAUACCUGCGGGCUCCAUCUACUUUAGUUCCAUCAGGGAAGUCUAUGAAGCUUGGGUCAUUUACAAUUUUCUGUCGCUGUGUUUAGCAUGGGUUGGUGGUCCAGGAUCUGUCGUAAUAAGUUUAACUGGUAGGGUUAUAAAGCCUUCUUGGGCUCUGAUGACGUGCUGCUUCCCUCCCAUACCCCUGGACGGGCGUUUUAUACGUAGGUGCAAGCAAGGUUGUUUGCAGUUUGUAUUUCUGAAACCUGCAUUAGCUGCUGUUACUCUGAUACUUUACGCAAAAGGGAAAUAUGCAGAUGGAAAUUUCAGUCCAAACCAGUCAUACCUGUAUCUCACUAUUAUCUAUACAGUCUCAUACUCGAUGGCUCUUUACGCAUUGGCAUUGUUCUAUGUGGCUUGUAGAGAUCUGCUUCAGCCUUUCAAUCCUGUUCCAAAGUUCAUCAUAAUCAAGUCUGUCGUUUUUCUUACUUAUUGGCAGGGUGUGUUGGUUUUCCUUGCUGCGAAGACUGGAUUAAUAAAGAAUGCAGAAGAUGCUGCUCAAUUUCAAAAUUUCAUAAUAUGUGUGGAGAUGCUACUUGCUGCUGUGGGUCAUCUAUAUGCAUUUCCUUACAAGGAGUAUGCUGGUGCUAAUAUUGGUGCCUCUGGAGAUCUCACGGGAAGCCUUGCUCAUGCUGUAAAAUUAAAUGAUUUUUACCAUGAUACUGUCCACCAGUUUGCCCCGACUUACCAUGAUUAUGUACUCUACAACUCUUCUGAGGGUGACGAGGGAAAGAGAAAGUAUCGAUCACGCACAUUUGUACCGACUGGUCCAGAGAUGGAUGCUGUCAGAAGGAACAAGAACAUCUUUGGCAACAAGCUAGAUGAGAUACAGCUUUCCAGUCUCUCAUCUUCUAGUACAAGCACUCCCAAUGAUUCUGGCCGGAUGCCUGUGCCUGUGCCACCUCCAAACUCAGAUGCAAUGAACUCUUCCCUGCUCCUUGAUACCUCAAAUUCCUCGUCAGUGCCAUAUGACAUGUCACUUAUCGACUUGGACUUGUCCAGUUAUCCCACAAAGGUUCUUCCAGCAAAUGAAGGCACUAGGUGACUAGAACACUGUGUUAGACAGGUUUGAAGUUCUCCCUAGGAAAGAAGUGUUAACGGUUUUCGGGGCCUUUGGGAAAGCCUCAUGUGCUUAAUCAUUUGGUGAUGCUGGUGUCGGUACCCUCUCUUCAAUUAAAUUCUUCGGUUAAAUCACUUCGUGCACUGUAGUCACAAAUAUUAGGCUUCCCGCUGAAAGCUGUUUUAAUGGCCUGUUAGUUCAGUGUGCAUUGUAGAUAUGGAAUUCUAAUUGUCAUACGUGUUAGAUCACAAUAGGAAACAUGAAAUUGAUACUAUUUCUUUUUUGACAUUGAAGAGUGCCCAUUGGAUUUCAUCAACUUGGUACUGAAGUAUUUUUUUAGUCGCGAUUUGUUCCUGUUUGUAAUCUACUUCUUUUUGUCAAGCAAUGGAAC
This is a messenger RNA of Fragaria vesca subsp. vesca, 2014 nucleotides long. Its product is annotated as transmembrane protein 184A-like. NCBI's taxonomy places the organism in Eukaryota, Viridiplantae, Streptophyta, Magnoliopsida, Rosales, Rosaceae. The record is from RefSeq and is a predicted model, not a curated record. Gene Ontology annotation, molecular function: transporter activity. The coding region runs from base 337 to 1608 and encodes 423 amino acids. The transcript is spliced from 8 exons. Gene Ontology annotation, biological process: transport.